Messenger RNA from Abrus precatorius (Indian licorice), 684 nucleotides. Its product is annotated as LIM domain-containing protein PLIM2c-like. Gene Ontology annotation, biological process: actin filament bundle assembly. Gene Ontology annotation, molecular function: actin filament binding. The record is from RefSeq and is a predicted model, not a curated record. The transcript has 5 exons. Bases 1 to 684 code for a protein of 227 amino acids. Lineage: Eukaryota; Viridiplantae; Streptophyta; Magnoliopsida; Fabales; Fabaceae. Gene Ontology annotation, cellular component: plasma membrane; actin cytoskeleton.
AUGUCAUUCACUGGAACACUUGAUAAAUGCAAGGCUUGUGAUAAGACUGUUUAUGUUGUGGACCUGUUAACUCUUGAAGGUAUACCUUACCAUAAAAACUGCUUCAAAUGCAGCCAUUGCAAGGGAUAUCUUACGAUGAGCACCUACUCUUCAAUGGAUGGUGUUCUCUACUGCAAGCCACAUUUUGAACAACUUUUCAAGGAAUCUGGCAAUUUCAGCAAGAACUUUCAGACUGCAAAGUCUUCUGACAAACAAAAUGAGCAGACGAAUAAGGCCCCCAGCAGACUGUCAUCCAUGUUCAGUGGAACUCUUGACAAAUGCUCAGUUUGCUCAAAAACAGUCUAUCCACUAGAAAAGAUGACACUGGAAGGGGAAUGCUACCACAAGAAUUGCUUUAGGUGUGCUCAUGCUGGUUGCCACCUCACACACUCCUCCUAUGCUGCCCUUGAUGGUGUCCUCUAUUGCAGGCACCAUUUUCAACAGCUUUUCAUGGAGAAAGGGAACUACCACCAUGUUCUCCAAGCUGCUGCAAACAAGAAGAAUGCUACACCCCCUCCUGAACCAGCUGAAGAAGAAGAGCCAUCAAAGCCAGAACCUGAGGCUGAGGCUGAGGCUGAGCCUGAGCCUGAGCCUGAGCCUGAGCCUGAGCCUGAGGAACAUGAAGAAGAAAAAUCUGAAACAUGA